AUGUCAAGUCGUUUCAUAGUGACUUUGUAUGAUAGAGAUAAGUCUGUGUUCACUGUCUCCAAAACCACACCUAUUGGGUCCUUCUCACUUGGUAGUUACAGAGUGUCACUUAGAGCUCAGACAUGUGAUUGCGGAUAUUUUCAGGCACUUCAUUAUCCUUGCUGUCAUGCCUUAGCAUGUUGUGCGUAUUCACGGCUCAGUUGGCAGCCCUAUAUGCAUCAAGUGUAUCGCCUUAGCUCGGUGUUCAGCAUGUAUCGGAUGGGAUUCACCCCUCCAGUCCCUGAGGGUUUUUGGCCACCAUAUGAUGGACCCACAAUCAUACCGGAUCCCUCCAAAAGGCGUGCGACUGAAGGACGUCCCAAGACCACCAUGAUUCAGACUACCAUGGACGAGGCUGACCCAAACAGACCCAAGAGAUGUGGGGGUGGCCUAGACGGUCCUGCGCCAGCCUGUGGGGCAACAGUGUAG
Messenger RNA from Arachis stenosperma, 468 nucleotides. RefSeq lists its product as uncharacterized. The record is from RefSeq and is a predicted model, not a curated record. The coding region runs from base 1 to 468 and encodes 155 amino acids. Lineage: Eukaryota; Viridiplantae; Streptophyta; Magnoliopsida; Fabales; Fabaceae. The transcript has a single exon. Gene Ontology annotation, molecular function: zinc ion binding.